UUUACACCAUUUUUGUUUAUGGUGUUGUGUUGUCUUAUCAGUAGUGAUAAAAGUUGAAGGUUAGGUGAGAUUAGAAGUGAGAUAUACCAACUGGAGUCAAAUUUUUACCUCGAUACAAGGAUGAAUUUGAAAAAUAACAUAAUGUCUCUUAUGUUACCAGUAAGAUUAGUUUAAUUUGUGUUUUUCAUCAAUUUCUAUUAGUUACAUUCUAAGUUACAUAUAAAUACAGGAUACAUUUAGUUAAAAUUGAGAAGUUUUUACAAGAUAAUAGUGUUAAAUUGUUAUAUAAUUUCCAUUAUGCUACUACUGAGAAGGAAAGUAUUGAGCAUUUGUAAUAGUUGUGUAUGCAAAAGAAAUUAUCAUAACAGAACUGCUGUUUAUGGCUUUCGCCCAAAGGAUUCUGGCAGCUUUAAAUUAAGUUCAGAAAUAAUUAAAGCUAGAUGCAAAGAGAGUCAACUUUACCAAUUAAUUAGUGCAUAUAGAGAACAUGGCCAUAAGCGAGCAGAUAUCAAUCCAGUUGAUUUUACAAGAAAACCAAGGGAAGUGCCUGAACUGGAUCCUUCAAGAUAUGGGUUAACAAAUGAUAGAACUUACAGUUUUGAAGGACUUCUUUCCACUACACAAAGAAAAGGAAGUUUAUCUGAAGCUAUUGAGUUUCUUAAUCAAGUCUACUGUGGAAGUAUUGGUGGCGAAUUUGAAUACUUGCAAGAAGAAGAAGAAAGAGUAUGGUUUGCAAAUCGUCUGGAAGAACUCAAGAAUGAACCGGUAAACAAAGACUUUGAAAAAAUGCUUGCAUUAGAAAUGUUGAAGUGUCAAGCGUUUGAUCAUUUCAUGGCAAAAAAAUUUGUAUCCUUGAAGCGAUAUGGUGCAGAAGGUGCAGAGUCCCUAGUUGCAUUCUUCCUCCAGUUUUUUAAAUCUUGUGUUCAAGGAAAAGUCACUGAACUCAUUAUUGGGAUGCCACACAGAGGGAGAUUGAAUCUACUGAUUAACCAUCUUCAUCUUCCACCAGAGCUACUUUUCAGAAAACUGUUAGGAAAGUCAGAGUUUCCAGACACGGCUAAAGCUUCUGGAGAUGUGAUAAGUCACUUGAUCUGUUCAACCGAGAUAAAUGUGGAUGGGAAACUGCUCCAGGUUACCUCACUACAUAACCCUUCACACCUAGAGGCAGUCAACCCUGUAUCCAUGGGCAAAACAAGAUGUAGACAUUUAGAGCUGGGUGAGGGAGAGUAUGGCAUCAGCAGUUGGUCUGACAAGGUUGUUAAUCUGCAGGUACACGGAGAUGGUGCAAUAGCCGGUCAGGGUAUCAACCAAGAGACACUACUGAUGAGUCGACUUCCUCAUUUCGAGGUGGGUGGGAGUGUCCAUCUGAUAGUCAACAAUCAGGUGGCUUUCACCACCCCAUCAGAACGGAGCCGAGGCACUCCAUACUGCUCCGACAUCGCAAAACUCAUAGCUGCUCCUGUUGUUCAUGUUAAUGGCGAUGUUCUUGAGGAUGUGAUUAGAGCUACUCAGCUGGUGACGGAGUACCAGAGGAAGUUCAGAAAGGAUGUGUUUCUGGACCUGAAUUGUUAUCGCCAGAGGGGACACAACGAACUAGAUGACCCAACAUUCACAAACCCCAGACUGUAUGAAGUGAUACACAAACGAAGUACAAUACCAGACAAAACCGCAGCUCAGCUCAAGGAGGCAGGAGUGUUGAGUGAUCAGGAAGUGGAGGAGGCGCUGGCUAGCUACACUGAGUGGCUCAACCAGUGUUUACAGAAAGCAGAUUCCUAUACACCUGAAGAGAGCUAUUUUGGUGUUCACUGGAGGGGGUUCAGCCAGGCACCUGCAGCUAUCACAACUUGGGAUACUGGUUGUGACACAAACCUGCUCAGAUACAUUGCCAUCAAGUCUGUCAGCUACCCUGAGCAUUUUAUAAUUCACCCAACGCUUCUGAAAAACCAUGUUAAAGGAAGAUUGAAGAGGAUUAAUGAAGGCCUGGACAUUGACUGGAGUACAGCUGAAGCAAUGGCAUGGGGAAGUCUCAUUUAUGAAGGUUACAAUGUCAGAAUUAGUGGACAAGAUGUUGGGCGAGGCACAUUUUCUCACAGACACGUGAUGCUGGUUGACCAGGAGACCAAUGACAUGCACAUUCCUCUCAACAACCUAGCAGAAGGCCAAGCCACAUUCUUGGAGAUUGCUAACAGCCACUUGUCCGAGGAAGCGGUGCUGGGGUUCGAGUAUGGAAUGAGUAUCGAGAGCCCCAAACAUCUCAUCAUCUGGGAGGCGCAGUUUGGGGACUUCUUCAAUGGUGCUCAGAUCCAUAUUGAUACGUUUGUGUCUUCGGGCGAGACGAAGUGGAUGAGAUGCAGUGGUCUGGUGAUGAUGCUGCCACACGGUUAUGAUGGCGCAGGUCCAGAGCAUAGCUCAUGUCGACUGGAACGUUUUCUCCAGCUGUCAGACUCCAGUGAGACUGAGGUGGAUGGGGAAGAUGUCAACUGGCACAUUGUUAACCCCACCACACCAGCUCAGUAUUUCCAUCUUCUGAGGAGACAGAUGGUGCGUAACUACCGAAAACCAUUGAUUCUUGUGUCACCAAAAAUUCUGAUUCGAGAUCCAGAAGCGACUUCUGCUCUUAGUCUUUUUGCACCUGGAAGUAGAUUUCAGCCUGUCAUUGGUGAUGCUAGUAUCAGAGCCCCUGAUAAAGUAAACAAAGUGCUGUUUGUGUGUGGGAAACAUUACUACGCUCUGAGAAGACAGAGAGAAGAGCUGGGUUUGCAAGAUGUUGCUAUCAUUCGUGUGGAGGAGCUCUGCCCAUUCCCCACCUACUACCUACAACAAGAGGCUGACAAAUUUACUAAUGCCAAACAUUUCAUUUGGUGUCAAGAAGAGCACCAGAAUAUGGGAGCUUGGACCUUCUGUAAAACACGGUUUGAAAAUCUUCUUGGUAGAAAGUUGAAGUACUGUGGCAGAGGUCCUCUAGCAACGCCUGCUGUGGGUAUCAGCAACGUUCAUAAGAAAGAAGUGGAACACGUCAUCAAACACCCAUUUCAGAUGGAUUGAGGCUUAUAUUUUUGUUAAUUCAUGUAGAUUUAGGGUAUAGAGUUUAUCAAAUUCAGUAUAUACUUUACUUGAUUUAAUCGUAAAAUGAAAAAAAUUAUUUUAACUUGUGUAGGCUGUUUAUCAUAUAGGUAGGGAGGAAGUGCCAUUCCCUUCUUAACCUUAUUCUGCUUGUUCCCAUGGUCUAUGGUGAGGAUCUUAUCCAACAGACUAAGUUAAAGAUUGUUAACAAUCUGCCUAAUCUGCAGCUGGCAACAGUUCGUGGCCAUAGUGAUGCGAUAAUUCAUAAAAAGCAAAUUCAUUAUCAUUAUCCCUAAUUUCUAUUAUUACUAUGUAACAUUAAAACUAAAUAAAUCAAUCAAACUUAAUAAAAUAAGAAAAAAAUAGUUAUGAGUAAUAGCAUAACCAUGCAGAAACAAUAUACAUAACUUCUAUAUAUAUAUUUUUUCAACAAAAAUGUGUCAAUAUUUGCAAGUUUUAAUUCAUUUAACAUUUUAACUGAAAUGUGUACAUAGACUAUAAAUAACAAUAAAAAGUAAACAUAAGAAGUGACAUUACGGCCAAUGCAGGUCUUGGGAGCUGAGACGGAAUCCACCAUCAUAUUUCAGAUUAAGAGGGAAAAUAGCUCUGCUCUGUAUGUAUGUAUGUAUAUAUAUAUAUAUAUAUAUAUAUAUAUAUAUACAAAUUAAUGCUUAUUUGUAUAUUCAAGCAAUGUGUAUAGUGGAAUUAAGUAAUCAAUUGCUCAUAUAUGGCUUUAAUUUUUACUAUGGAUCUCUCUGAACUUUAUACAGAGUAAAAAUAAGACUGAUUCACUGUUACUGAUUGUUACUAUUGUAAGAUGUAUCAGAACAAAAAUCAUUAUUCUAAAUUAACUCCAACUUAACUCAGAAGUUUAUAUUUAUACUAAUCAAUUCAUUGUUAGUUGUUUUUGAUACUUUUGGUAAUGUAAAUUUAUAGGGAUUCUUAUUCAUCAUGUUAUAUGUUAAUGUUUACAAAUAUAAAAUAUAUUUUAAAAUGUU
Molecule: messenger RNA, 4061 nt
Organism: Homalodisca vitripennis (glassy-winged sharpshooter)
Lineage: Eukaryota; Metazoa; Arthropoda; Insecta; Hemiptera; Cicadellidae
Product: probable 2-oxoglutarate dehydrogenase E1 component DHKTD1 homolog, mitochondrial
Exons: 19
Coding region: 298-3045 (915 amino acids)
Biological process (GO): tricarboxylic acid cycle
Molecular function (GO): oxoglutarate dehydrogenase (succinyl-transferring) activity; thiamine pyrophosphate binding
Source: RefSeq, a predicted model, not a curated record